UCAAAAUCAAGAGAUAUGGCCACAAGAGCUUCUACUUCAAGCAGAGUCUCAGCCAUGGACAUGACUCUCUACUUCGCCUUCUUCUUCCUUUUAACUCUCACUGCUUCAGUGGAAGCUGCUGGUCGUGGAGUUAACAAUACUAACAAAGGCGGCGGAUUAGGAGCUUCUUUCAUAUUCGGAGAUUCUCUAGUCGAUGCCGGAAAUAAUAAUUAUCUAUCGACGUUGUCUAGAGCCAAUAUGAAGCCUAAUGGUAUUGAUUUCAAAGCCUCCGGAGGAAAUCCUACUGGUCGGUUCACUAAUGGCCGGACCAUCGGUGACAUCGUUGGGGAAGAACUCGGAUCAGCGAACUAUGCGGUCCCAUUCUUGGCACCAAACGCGAAGGGAAAAGCUUUAUUAGCCGGUGUGAAUUAUGCAUCUGGAGGAGGAGGAAUCAUGAAUGCCACCGGGAGAAUCUUUGUGAAUAGGUUAGGUAUGGAUGUACAAGUUGAUUUCUUCAACACUACACGGAAACAGUUUGAUGACCUACUUGGAAAAGAGAAAGCAAAAGAGUACAUAGGAAAGAAAUCGAUAUUCUCAAUCACUAUAGGAGCAAAUGAUUUCCUCAACAAUUAUCUAUUCCCACUUCUCUCCGUCGGAACACGGUUUAGUCAAACUCCCGAUGAUUUCAUCGGCGACAUGCUCGAACAUCUACGCGAUCAACUAACCAUGCUGUAUCAAUUGGAUGCGAGGAAGUUUGUGAUUGGGAACGUUGGACCGAUUGGAUGCAUACCGUACCAGAAAACGAUCAAUCAAUUAGACGAAAACGAGUGUGUGGAUUUGGCUAAUAAGCUAGCAAAUCAAUACAAUGUUCGGUUAAAGAGUUUAUUAGAGGAACUAAACAAGAAACUUCCCGGAGCAAUGUUUGUCCACGCCAAUGUGUACGAUCUCGUCAUGGAGCUCAUUACUAACUACGACAAAUACGGGUUCAAAUCUGCGACAAAGGCUUGUUGCGGUAAUGGAGGACAAUACGCGGGUAUAAUUCCGUGUGGACCGACUUCGAGUUUGUGUGAAGAGAGGGAUAAAUAUGUGUUUUGGGAUCCUUAUCAUCCGAGUGAAGCAGCAAAUGUUAUCAUCGCAAAGCAAUUGUUAUAUGGUGAUACAAAAGUUAUAUCUCCUGUUAAUCUCAGCAAACUUAGAGAUAUGUGAUUUGAUUGUUUGUUGAACUAAAUGUCCCUUUGGAGAUUUAUAUACAUAAUUUCUUGCAUUUACGUUUGGGAUACGCCAAGUUAAGAUUGCUCUUUGUAUGUAUGUGUUGUUGUGUUUGAUUUAGUGAGAAUGCUUUUGUUUUGUCAAGAUGUGAUAAAAUUUGAGUUACACA
Molecule: messenger RNA, 1357 nt
Organism: Arabidopsis arenosa
Lineage: Eukaryota; Viridiplantae; Streptophyta; Magnoliopsida; Brassicales; Brassicaceae
Source: the annotation of a GenBank genome assembly